Messenger RNA from Amoebophrya sp. A120, 8471 nucleotides. Lineage: Eukaryota; Dinophyceae; Syndiniales; Amoebophryaceae. The record is from the annotation of a GenBank genome assembly.
AAAAAAUGACGACGUCCCCCCGUUCGCAGCGACGCUCGAGGGAAGAUUGCCACGUGGACUGACCCGCUUCGUGGUUGCAAUCGAUGUCCCUCUGCAAGGAAGACGACCACGCUACAGACAAUGUUGCUACCCUCGAAGGAGCAAACGAUGUUGCGAUCAAAAUCCCCGCCAAUAAGGAACGAGAUGGACCACGCGAAGCCCCCACCUUUGAAGCGGCUGAAGACGACUUCCGCGACGUCCGGUUGUUGUUCUCAAGACACAUCAAAUAAUACACCGCCAACCACAACUUUCAGUGCGCAGUGGCAUCCGGUCCCGGUGAAUAACUUUAAUGCGCCAAAAGGGAACCGGUCAAAUCUGGUAGACGAGUUCUGGACCAGUUGUGUCUACGCGAGAAGGUGGCGGUGCCACGCGGAAUUUCAGGUAUCAUCCGGGAACGGUGCUGUUGACACGGCUCUGCUGCAGCAGGACACGAAUGUGCAGAGCCAUGUUUCAUCUCUACAACUACUAUCUUCCAAUAAUGAUUGCAGCAACCAAGGGCAAGAAGGACCUCGUCCCACCCCGUUCGUAAAGAUCGGAGCAGCUCUGAAACAUCACAGCCGCACGGUAAAGGAGCUCGAUUCUGUAAUGGGCGAUAGGCUUGCGGAUCACGGCCCGGGCACCGGCGUUUUUGAGUGCAAUUUCGUGGCUGAUAUGCCGCUGUGGAGGAUGAGGACGAAGCUGAAACCGUUUUCCAAUUUUCAAGAUUCGAGCAAAAAGGAACAACAACUCCAGCCCCCUGUCGUGCAACCGCAGCGACCGCCAGAAAGAGUCUCCUGUGCGGUGAAAUUCUCAGAUUGCAGCACCGGAGGCGUUCUUGCGGCGGAGCUGACUAGCAUACCGACCUUGGUCUCGUGUAUCAAAAAGCAAAGAGAGGCGUGGUUGGCGAAAACGAAAGGCAGUUCAUCUAACAGUAUUAAUACCGGCCUUGCAGGAACUGCAACUAGUGUCAGUGUGGACAAUGAUAAGCCGACCGGGUCGAAGAUCAUUUCUACAACAGGAGGCAUCACAUCUUGCUCAGCGUCGUCCUCGUCGUCUUGUUCCGCGAGUAAAAAAUCCAGCUCCGCAGUGGACUUCCACGCGACGUUGCAGACAGGAAAUACGUUAUAUCCACCGAAGACCACGAAUGUUAAUAUCGACCUGCAAAUCCUCCCCACCCUCAUCAUCUGCAGCGCCCAGUCCUUCUCAACGUGGCGGGACGCGUUGCGCGCGGCGAAUUGCUUCACGCGGAUCAGGCAGGUCUACAAGGCCCGGGACUUGCGAAUCGACUACAGCAACGCGGACGUCUAUGGAUGUGUCAGAGUUGAAAUCGACAAAGUUGAAAUAACUUGUAAUGCAUAAAAUCGAUACCAGUUGCAAGCCCAAUUUCUAAGCAGCGCAUGACAACUUCGAGUAGAGCCGGAAUCCAGUUUGUAAUGCGGUUUGGGUAACGAAGACGGCUUUUGUCAUGCUAGUUUAGCAGCUCUAUUCCUACCCCGCGGCAGGCUUACAAUCUGCCUCCCUUGCCUACUCUGCAAGACAGGCAUUUUCUGCGUUGCAUUUUAUGCAUGACAAACUAUUUCAACUUUGACGAUUUCAAUCCUGACAGUUCCAUAACGUCGUCCUGGUGAACGACUGUUGCUUUGGCUCCGAGCUGUACCUCGACUGCAAGGUGUUAUGCAUUGCAAAUAUGUCCGGGUCUGGGAAGUUGGAACUUGUAAUGCUGGUCGUGCAUUCCUGUGAAAUCUGUAUUGCAUGACCAACAAAAGUGGCAGCCUCUCUUGUCAUACAAGACGAACGCAGUUUCUCACGCGGAGGUCGUAUGAGAAAGCGUGUCGCAAACUUGUCAUGCUUUCCCGGAUAAGAAAACGUAACGUUUCCAUCAUGCUCGUUUUAGCAUCACAAAUUUCCAGACCCAGACGUAUUUGCAUUUGAUCGGUGUUGCACGCGCACAACUGGUUUUCCGUCCUUUACGACCGAACGACGGCGUCUAGUCAGGACGACAAAGUCGAAGAGAAAACGCUGCGGAUGAUCUACAACACUGAGGAUCGUCCACGCCACAGUGCAGAUGUACAUCAUGGUGGAGUAGACCACCAGAUAAACUACCAGAAGCAGGAAGGACACCAGCAACAUCACAGUAAUUCUAAGCCGCCGGCGCAACACAAAGGACCAGCAGCAGCUCCUGCUGGGGCGCAACUGCAAAGUCUUUUGCGAAAGGAGUCUAGUUGUACCUCGUUGUCGCAAACGAAAAAGAAAACUGAGAUGAAGACCACUUGGGAUAAGGUCAGGAAGCAGUGCGGGAACGACGCGGCUCUGCAGUUGCAAAUCGAUGAGGGCGUGAGCGUAUCAAAUGCAAGUAUGUCUGGGUCUGGAAGGUCACAGCUUGUGAUGCUGUCUGUGGAUAGUAAAAAUAAAAAAAUUUGCAUUGCAUGACCAGCAAGAGGGGUCGGAUUUGUCCUACGUGGAGACGGCAUUUCUCAUGCGGUCGUAGAUGUAUCGUAUCACAAAGCCACCUAAAAAUCUGUGAUGCUACGGCAUGCAUCACAGACAUCAUGGCUCAUGCAAAAUAUGCGUGACAAAUCUAGAAAUCUUCCAGACCCAGACACUUUUGCAUUUGAUGCAGCAACAUUUCCAGUGUGGAGUUCGGUAAGUGGAUCCGGGUGGCGCAGCUUCAAAGUUCUUGUACUAGUACACAUAGUGGAGGCGCGUCUACUUGCGCUUAUCCUCGUCCACCUCACCCCUGCUCUACUACGACUUCUGAGCAGAAGCAGCUGCAGCGGAUGGCUAUGGCGUUCUCAAAUGUUACAUUCUCAACUGUUACAUGAUUUGGCAUGCAAAGUUCGAACCAGAAUCGACGCGAUCAAGCUGCUUCGCAUGGCAAAUUCUCGAAGUGCCAAAUAGGCUAAGAAUCUGUGCCAAAUCUGUCAUGCAAAAGGCGCAAUCUUUCCCCUUUUAGUUUUCCCAUGCUUGCAUCACAAACUCAUGUAACAGUUGAGAAUGUAACAGUUGAGAACGCCAUAAUGGCACGCCUAGCGUUGUUAUUUGGUAUCGAUCUGCUCGGUCCGUUUUGGGGAUUUCAGAACGAGCUGGACCUCGAGAAUGUUCUUGAGACGGUGGAAUUGCAUCACGACACCGGCAAGUGCACAAGCGGCGGUGCGAAUCAAAAUCUUCACGUCGCGAGGAGGAAGAUUAUGGAAAACUUACACCGCUUCGUAGCGAAGUACGUUUACGCGAACACGAAGGACCACGACAUUUUUACCCUUGGUGAUGUUGUGGUCCAGCAACACUCUACUAAUAUAGAAGUUGUUCAUAGCAGGGCCACCGCUCCUGGUGAUCUACUCGUGCCAGUGCUUUCAUCAUCAGCCUCCAGAGGACCAACAAGCCAAACAAAGCAAAUCGUCGUGCCUUUGAACCCCGGGUCACAGGGAGAGCUGAUGUUUCUGACGGAGGUGGGAAGAAGCGCUGUCAUAGUACCAAUACAACCGCAGUGCAGCACUACACCGCAGUGCAGCACUACGAAAAUCCUUGAUCCAGAAGCGGAACAACAGCAGCGAGUGAAACUGGAGCAGAUUCACUUGGCGUCCUUCUUUCCGGAGAAAAAGGUGUUGCUGCAGCAAUAUUUUCUGCCGAAGCACACAAUGACGUUGAAGCAGGAACGAGAGGAAUUGCAAAAAACGCAGCAGCUGAACUCCACAGCAGGUGGUCUCAGCACGCAAUUCAAAGCCAACACCGACGCCAUCAUUUUUAACCGACCUUUGAUGCUGCGAAACGUGGCACGGCACCGGAUGGCACAGUUAUUCCGCCAAGUGGCGGACACGUACAAACUGUUCAAGUGCUAUUUGCGAGUGGCUUGUCUGGUUGAAGCAGUGGAGAUGAAUGCGGGGGUCUACGUUCUUGCCGAUUCAAAACCAAAAUCAAACAGCAAGUCGCCGCCGUUGAAGGAUUUGAACAAGAUGCAAGAAAAGGACGACAAGAACCCUUUCAAUGUGUUAGUGCCAGCGAGUAUGGAGGUCGACUGGGAAGCCAGUGAUCCAGGGAUGUCUAUAAUCGCCGCGAAUGGGGGACUUGUGGUUCCUGCGGGGGGCGAACUAGGUGCAACAGUGAAUGGAACAAAUGACCAGACGACCAGUAAGGACAAUUCUCUGACCUUCGAGAAUCUCCCGAACGAGAAGAGUGAUUUGAAUGUGAAAUCCUUCCUUCAAACCCUCCUCCGCGAAACCAACUUGAACGACGGCAAGGAGCCCGUACACGAGAUAUCUUUGAAGCCAAGAGAUGAAUUUUCAACCGACCUGACGCUUCUCUCUUCCCGGAACCCACGGGUAGCCUUGUUCGAAGCCUGCGGAAGUUCCAUGAAAGCGGACCAGGACUCGAUCGUGGAUGAGUUGAAGUGCUUCAUCGCGCUGCAGAAGCAGAAACUGAGGGAGAAUCUGAAACAGGAACAGAUGAACAUUUUGAAGCAGAACGAGGCGGAAAUCGAGCGGCAGUUCCCGUUCAGUCUGAUCGAAGCUCGCGUCGCGAAACGGAUCCGGGCGGAGCAGCAGCGAAGGUUCACCGCCCGGAUGGUGAAGCAGAAACUGCCGUUCAAAGGACGGAAGAGAAGAUUACUCUUGAAGAAUUUGAAGGCAAGGAAAGCGCAGUUGGCGGCGAGGGCGGCGGCUGCGAAAAAUGGUGGAAAUGCCGGUGACGAAAACGCGAAGGGAAAUAAAGCUGUGGUCGUGAUCAAGUCGAAUGAUAAGAGAAAUAAACCGGGCGAUGGGACUGUCGUUCUGACGGCGAGAAAUAAACAGGGAGCAUCUUCUUCGUCUAGCACCUCUAACUUAAACCCAGCAAUAAAUGCUGCGACGAACAGGCCUGGUUCAUUUAACCAGCAGCAAGGACUUCUAGGCAAUCGGUUGACGGUUGGUUCCGUGCGAAGAAAUCCGAACAGUAACAGACAUAAUGGGAACAAGGGUCGUGGGAAAAAUAAUUCCAGCGGUGCAGCUUCAACAAGCAACGGACUAAACACUGCGAUUAUCAGUAACCCGAACCCCCUGACAACCCGCCGCGUUGGCGGGCGGAAGAGAAAGGGCAUAAAACCGCAGCAAGGCUUCCGCGACUUAUUCGAGAAGGAUUUAGUCACCGACGAGAACCACGCCCCGCCGGGCGCCGCUGGUUCGCACGGGCCCGGCGGAAGUUCCCGCAACGCGCUGGAGAUGAAUAGCAACAGCCCGAGCGGGGGAAGAGGUAGUUCUGGUCCACCCAACAUCCAUCGAGCCUUCCACAGGGGUAGAAACGCCCGACGCCACCACUUCGGCCGGUGGUACCAUUACAGCAGCAGGAACUACAACCGGGUCAGACGGGGCUCUGUGUUGAACAACCGCGGCAGAAAUAGCCAUUUGUUUCCUCACAACCGACGAGGAGCGAUGUUCAACGAUCGUUCCCGCAAGGGGCGAGGCCGCGACAACGCACACAAGCUCCUCUUCGACUACCACGUACACGAGUCCCAGCGGUCGAACCUACCGGACGCGCUGUUUGAUAAGUUCGUGAACAUGAAAGAAAGGGACGUCUGGCGGAAAUACAAAGACCACGGCUGGUUCUUCAAAAACCUCCACACGGCUUUACUGGAAAAAACGGAAAAUUUCCAGCAGAUCGGGACACACGCUUUUGACUACAAGACAAAAAAAGACUUCAACGCGUUCUUCGCGAAAAUCGACGACAACGAAUUCGAAGAGAUCCACAAGAAGCACUGGCCGGACGGGGCGGGGAAGGGCGCGGUGUUGAAGGUGAAGUUAGAGUUGUGCGGCCGCGAGUUUGCGAAGGAACUGAAGGCGUUUAACUUUUUCCGCAAGAUCAAGGAAAACUUUUUGGAGGCUGGGUGUCCGGUCUGUAUGGAAGAGGGCAAGGAGAUCGCGGAGCGGUCCGACUUGACCAAUCUCGACUGGACGGAGGAGUUCGUGGUCCUACACUGCGGGCACGCGUACUGUCGGGAGUGCAUGUUGACGCACAUUCGAAACUUGUUGCAGGAAAGGCACGGGUUUGAGAAACACACGUUGUUCUGCCCAACCUGUAGGGAGCCGAUCUACGCCGAACACGCGUUGCACGGUGGCGGUCUGUACAAACUGAAGGAAGAGCAGAAAUACGCGGAAACAAGGUUUCACAAAACAUUUGUUCAACAAGGCAGGAACGAAGAACAAGGUAAAGACGUUGAACAGGAUUCGACAGGGGGAGACGGCAAAGACAUAGACAACGAGAACGACAGCGUCGAAAAUAAGAGCUGUUGCAACCACAAAGACCACGGGAAGACUACUUCCAUCUGCUGUGCUGCGGGAGAGAACAACAACAAGAGCCCCCCGAUGCGGAUCAAGAAGGAGCCCAUGGAGGACGAAGACGAAGCCUCAAUCGACGACGUAUUUGCAAGACUGAACUUCAGGCUUGAGCCGGUUGUCUUUUCGCAGGCGGAGUUGUUGGCCGGUGGUAGAGAUGAACAUCAAUCAUCGAGAACUACAGCGAUUAUAGCUUCUACGCGGGGUGCACCAGCUGGUGAAAAAUCUUCGAGCUCCAGCAGCGCGAUAAGGAUUAAGCAAGAACCGGUGUCGCCAGGGAGAACGCCGGUGGCCAGGGAGAACGAAGGGGAGGGGGACCUCCUUCUUGCACAGAACAAGGAGUCCUCGGUGCAGCAGGGUGUGAACUCCUCCACGACCGGACUCCCGACGACGUCAGCUUCCUCCGCCGGGUCCUCGUCCUCCGGAGGUGAAGAAGAGCGUUUGAAGAGCCAUAGAAGCAUGGAAGGGAAAAUAAAUCUUCAACCUGGCUGUUUCGCUACUGCUGCAACUACACAACUUGUUGAUGAUGUUCAUCCACCGUGUGGCAGUAAGAAGAUGAAUUGUACCGGAACUGAAAACCUGCUACUGACCGCGAGUUGUACUAGUAGUACUUCUUCAACUUCUAAGCCUGCUGUUACGCCGCUCCUUCUUGAGAAGUCGCACUACACAGACAAGCGGUUUCUCGCCGGCGCCGACAAGGCGAUGGACCUUCGGAUAGAGGAAGCCAUUACCCUCGCCCAGCUUCAGCCCCAGCACUGCAGCCGGGGCGUUUCCCUCGCCAGAGCGCUUUUGCAGAUGCCGCAGCUCUACCCCACGGCGGUUUUUGUCGUUUGCUUCGAAAACUGGGAGCAGAUCCAAGCCAUUGCGCCGGUGCUGAAGGCGUGCGAUUUGAGUUUUGUGGUGUUCCACAAAAAGGGCGCGAACCCGUUUGACCCAGCGCAAAGAGGUGGAUAUACUUCAAAUACCGUUUCUAGAGCAGGAAGCAAAGACUCUUCUUUUGUGACCACUGCUGCUGGUGGUGACAAAAAUGCGGGUGUUUGUGAUGUUGUUGACCUCACUUUGCUGGAUGAUGUUGUACCAGAUAAGAACGACGAGCAGCUUUCGGCCUUGCUCGAAGUCGAAGUGGACGCAGUCACUGCUGGUCGUGGAAACAAAAGAGACUCGAAAAACAACAAGGGUGGGACGUCGAUCAAAAUUGUGAAAAAACGCGGGCAAGACCUCUCUCUCGAUGUGCAGAAGGCGAUUGCGGGGAAGUGGGCGAGCGACUGCUUCCAGGCGGCGGGGAUUGCAAGGGUCAAGGGGCCCAGCGUUUUGCAGCAGGUCUUUGGCAUCGGACCGCAGCAUAUGAAAGAUAAUCUACUCAAUGCGAACAAUUACAACAAAGCCGGUUCAUCUUGUAAAAAUCAUGUAGCAGAUGUCCUCAUCAACAGUCGCGGAGUUGCAGAGCCUGUACGUGUACCCCAGCACCUUGGAGUGAAGAAUAACAUAAACACUGUAGCACCCUCCAACAACCAGCCAGCCCCGGUUUUGCUGUUUCACUACGAUGACUUGCAGACGGUUGCGGACGCGAGAGACGUGGAGAGAGUGAAGAUGGUGUCCAGAGUUUCUUCAUCUUCAUCUCCCAUAAUUGCUACAACUGCGGCAGCAGUUCCACUUCUCCAACAGCCACACGCAGCCUCAUCCUCCUCCUCUUCAUCGUCCUGGCUCAAGAAGGAGCCUGCAAGAACUACGAGCAGUGCCAAAUUGGAAGUAGAGCGUCAGAAACAGCUGUCAACUUCAACAUCUGUAAAGACGAACAAGAUAAUAUUAAAAGACUUGCACGUAAUCCUUCCAGGUUCGUUCUUGGAGGAAGCGAAAGAGAAAGCCGUUUUGUCGCAGUUGCAACCGGAAUUUCUGUGGCGGUUCUGCUUGGCAGAUAGUGUCGAAGAGGAAGUGGCUUGGCAACGGGUCGCUGCAGGUUCUUCUGUCAAAGAUUAACCUAAGAGAAUUAUCUGAAGAAUCAGUCUGCAGAUUUUUGAUCAGGAGAAACAACAGACUCAUCACAAACAACUCAUGAGUUGUGGUCGUCCGCUGUAAACAAAUGUUUCGGACAAGAAACAGUGCAAUAAUCAUUGCAACAAACACGUUUCUGGCUCACCGAUUUGACAUAGUGCC